UUCAUUUCUAUCUCUAUGAUGGCCGUGUCUUCCUUCUUCUGGUCAUGGCCAAAUUGGUCCGUACUGCUUUUGGGUCCGGUUAGCAGCCCUUCCUGAGCCAGCCAGCCAUGGCGGGUUCUCAAAGUCCCGGCUGGGCCGAGCAAAAGCGGCGUCUCUGGGAACGGCUCCGCAGCGGCCGCCUAGCUUCGUGGUGGAAGAGUCUUCUGCAUGACUACGCCGAAGCCUGCAAAGAGGUGGCCUUGGGCGUCAGGCAGCGGCCGGGGAAAGCCGGGUUCUACGUCUCGCUGCUGGCCGGAGCGGUGGGUUGCUGCCUGCAUAGCCCUUGCGAAGCGUCCUUUGAGGCCAGCCUCCUGGAAGCUUCGGGCGCCCUCCUCCUCCUCUCGCCCUGGACCCGCAGCAGCAAAUCGGAAGGGCACGUUCAGCGCCUGCUAAAGUUGAGGAACCGGGGCCAGCUGCGCUUCCAGAGCCUGCUCUUCUUUGCCCUUGUCUAUGAGGCGCCUUUCGAUGCAGGAGCGGAUCUCUACCGAGUGCACUGCAAGUACCUGAAGCCACAGUGGACGGAGUUUUCCAGCCAUGUCAUUGAUGUGGGCUUCUGGGGACGCUGGUGGAUUUUGCACUCCAAACUGCGGGAUUUGGACAUUAACGAUGAGGAAUUUCAGUACCUGCCAGACCAUCUCAGGACAGUUUCUUUCCAUAACCUGCACUCAGAAGCCAAUGAGAAACUUUUUGAUGAGAAAUACAAGCCUGUUGUUCUGACAGAGAAGCAAAUCCAGCAAACAGAAAGGGAGAACUGGGGAGGGCAGCACCAUUAAUGUGCCGUAGUGGCCCUGGAAGAUGGUGGAACGAAGCAAAAAGAUCUGCUCUGAAAGUUAUUUUCUUCUAGGGUUCUGCUGCUCAUUGUAUUGUUCUUGUAGACUCAACUAGAUAUGGUGAAUAAAUAAAAAGCAUUCAUUUUCUUCAA
Rhineura floridana is the source of this 961-nucleotide messenger RNA. RefSeq names its product translocase of inner mitochondrial membrane 29 (gene TIMM29). Lineage: Eukaryota; Metazoa; Chordata; Lepidosauria; Squamata; Rhineuridae. The coding region runs from base 108 to 812 and encodes 234 amino acids. Gene Ontology annotation, cellular component: TIM22 mitochondrial import inner membrane insertion complex. Gene Ontology annotation, biological process: protein insertion into mitochondrial inner membrane. The record is from RefSeq and is a predicted model, not a curated record. The transcript is spliced from 2 exons.